UUCAUUAGAAAAGAAGGCAUUUAAAAUUUAUUCAAAAAUUCUUCAAUUCUUAAAACCACAUAAAUAUAUUUUAAAAAUUCAAAAAGGAAAGGAAAACAUCACCAUUAAAAUGCCAAAACGAUUAACCGAUGAGCAACUUUCAGAUCUUAAAAAGUGGCUAGCAGAUCAACAAAUCAAUCCAAAUAAAUUGCAUAGAGAGUUUUCUGAUGCAGUCCCCGUUGCUAAUUUAUUAAAGAAAUUGUGUCCCAAAUUAAUAGAUUUGCAUAAUUAUCCUCCGCGUAACAAUACUCAACUAAAGCUGAAUAAUUGGGAGACGCUAAAUUUUAAGGCUCUCGGAAAAAUUGGUCUUCAACAAACUAAGAAUAUGCUGCACAAGUUAGCCAAAGGUAUACCCGGAGCAAUAGAAUCGCUGCUUUAUGAUAUAAAAAUGAAUGACCGCCUUUUAAAAAAAAAUGAUAAAAAUGACGAACAAGAACAAGCCUGGUCGGAGAACGACGACAUUAUUGUAGUCAAUGUUAAUAAAAAGGUCGGAGAUGCAAUUGUCCAGGUUCCACAAAAAAUGAUUUUAUAUUCAGUUUACGAGCAAUCUGUUCGAGACUUGCAGACAAAAGACUCUUAUUUGAAUGCCGCAAAUCAAAAAAUUGCUCAUCUUGAAAACUUAUUGAAACUUAAAUCUGAGCGAAUAGAUGAACUUUGUGCUCAACUUGCUAAGGUCUCAAUGCGUAGUUUGCUAAAGCAGCAUAAUUUAGAAAAUUCUAAUCCCAAUUCGCCAUCUAAUUCAGAUAAUAUUGAAAAUGAAACAAAUAACAAGAGUUUUAAUUUUUAGCGUGUUUCAAAAUUACAAUUCUCAGAAAUAAAGACAUCAAAAUUAAGGUGCACGUAUAAAAUAUAAAAACAUGCAUACUUAUGCACAUAUAUCCUUACGAGUGUAGUUGUUACAAUAUAUUUUACAUCAAAUUUAUUAGAUUAAAAUGAUAAGA
Messenger RNA from Anastrepha obliqua, 980 nucleotides. RefSeq names its product sperm flagellar protein 1. Gene Ontology annotation, biological process: regulation of cytoskeleton organization. The coding region runs from base 110 to 826 and encodes 238 amino acids. The transcript has a single exon. Gene Ontology annotation, molecular function: microtubule binding. Lineage: Eukaryota; Metazoa; Arthropoda; Insecta; Diptera; Tephritidae. Gene Ontology annotation, cellular component: axoneme. The record is from RefSeq and is a predicted model, not a curated record.